AUGGCUGCAGCAAGGGAAAUUAAAGAAGCAGAAGCAGCAGCAGCAGCAACUGCUGCUGCUGCUGCCCCUUCAGUACCGCAACAUAACGGAGUCUACGGCACCUCUGCACGCCCCAGUCAUCUCCCGCAGCAGCAGCAGCAGCAGCAGCAAGGCCAAGCUGAGCAGCAGCUCGAGGAUGCGUCUCAUGAUCACCAGCAGCAGGAUGCUAAGCACCAGGAUGCCGAUGCGUUAGGGUUAGAUUGUCUGCCGCGCAUUAUAAUAUAUGUUGUUGGGGCUGGAAGGGGGCCCCUUGUACAGGCAGCCUUGGAUGCUCUCCGUCUGCUGAAUAUCCCUCCUUGCUUCUUCUUUGUUGCUGCUAUAGAGAAGAACCCCCAGGCUUUGUUCGCUCUAAGAGACAGACAAAUCAACGAUGCAUGCAAGGCAUGGAGAUAUGUUGCGGUCAUCCCUGGAGAUAUCAGAGCGCCGUCCACAGCAGCAGCAGCAGCAGCAGCAGCUGUUGCUGGUGCUGCUGCUGAUGGUGGUGGUUGUGGUGGUGAUGCAGUCGGAAAAGGAACACCAAGAUCUGCUGCCGCUGCUGCUGGAGCAGCAGCAGCAGGAAGCGUUCGUUGUGAUAUAAUGGUGUCGGAGUUGUUGGGGUCGUUUGGUGACAAUGAGUUAUCGCCGGAGUGUAUAGACAGGGCACAACAUUUGCUGCUGAAGGAAGAAGGUGUAUCGAUUCCUGCCGCUUAUCUUUCCUCAUUAGAGCCUGUCUCCUGUCCGCUGCUGCAUGCUGCUGCUGCUGCUGCUUAUGCUACACCGCAGCAGCUAGAUGGUAUGUUUGUUGUUAAUCCUCAUGGGGUCUUAAGGCCAUCUGUCGAGGGCCCCAAGACUUGCUUCUGCUAUCAUCACCCUAAUCUGCUGCUGCCUCCGUUUGCUGCUGGUGCUGCAGCAGCAGCAGCACGCAUGCACGCCUUCACGCAGAGCAUCCUAGGAGCUCCUGCAGCAACAGGAGAAGCGGAGACAGCGGCGGCGGCAGCAGCAGCAGCGGAAUGGAAUGGCCUGGAUUUCAGGUCUCCCUUUGGGGUGACAGCAGCUGCAGCAGACACAGCAGCAACAGCAGCAGCGCAUGGAGGCCCUCGUGAUCGCAUGCGUUUACUUGAUUGGAGUUUUAAUUAUGAUUGUAUUAUUCAUGGGUUUUUAGGGUAUUUCUUCUGUUGUCUAUACGGAGAUGUAUUUCUAUCUAUAGACCCCCGCUGCAGCACCAAAGACAUGGUGUCUUGGUUCCCAGCGCUGCUGCUGCUGCGGCAGCCGCUGAUGCUGCAGCGGCAGCAGCAGCUCGUCCUCUCUAUCACCCGCAGAUGUGAUAAUCAUAAGGUCUGGUUCGAGCGCACAAACAGUAGCAGUAGCAGCAGGAAAAGUAGCAGCAGCAACAACAACAACAGCAGCAACAACAGCUACAUUUUAGGACUUGGUGAGCUUGGGCUGCUGCUGCAGCAGCAGCAGCAGCAUCAGUUCGUCAGCAGCAGCAGCAACUGCAGCAGUAGCAGCAGGAGCACCCGCAACAAGGGUACCUGCGAGUGGACCUGCUGCUGCUGCACAGCUUCCGGCAUUGGCGAGAGCAACGCUGUUAACGCCAUCGGAAGAGUAGCAGCAGCAGCAGCAACACGACCAGGCGCAGGGGGAGCAGCAACAGUUGCCCCAGCGGCAGCAUCCGCAGCGUCAGCUGAAGAGGAAUCAGGAACAGCAAUAGCAGCAGUUCUAGCAACAGCAACAGGAGCAGUCUGCAACAGCAGCAACAGCAACAGCAGCAGCAGCAGCAACAACAACAGCAGCAGCAGCAAGAUGGUGGUGUUUGACUUGGAGGGUGUUAGGGUUUAUUUCCCCUAUGAUUUUAUCUACCCUGAGCAAUUUGCAUAUAUCCGCGCUGUUAAGCGCACCGUUCAGAUGCAGGGCCAUGCAGUUCUUGAAAUGCCCACAGGCACCGGAAAGACGGCGGCAAUGAUGUCCAUUCUAACCUCCAUGCAACUCGCGGACCCCUCGAUGGGCCGCAUCAUCUACUGCACCCGAACUGUUGCGGAAAUGGAAAAGGCGCUGCUGGAGUUGAAGAUGGUCAUUGACUAUCGGAUAAAGGAGAUCGAAAAGGAGAAGCAGCAGCAGCACCAGUUGCAGCAACAGCAAGACGAGCAGCAGCAGCAGCAUCAACUGCAGCAGCAGCAGCCACGGGCACCAGUAGAAGCCCCCUUGCUGGGAAGAAAGAUGAGGGAUGCUGGGUAUUUGCUCGGGGUGGGUUUGUCUGCCCGCCGCAGUCUUUGCGCCAACGCCAACGUCCUUCGCUCUGCAGAGAGAGAAAAGAUUGAUGAAGGAUGCCGCAAGAGAACGGCCCCGUGGGUACGUCAAGAAGCAAUUGACCGCCGACAUGCCCGCCAGGCCUUCAGCAGUAGCAGCAGCAACGGCAGCAGCAGCAGCACUAGUGGCGCCGAGGGGGACGGCACACACAAUGGUUCUUCCUCAGCAACGGCAGCGGAAAGCUCUGCAGCAGCAGCAGCAGCAGCAGCAGCAGAAGCACCAGAUAUAGAAGACGUAGGGGCCGGAGAUACGUCGGACGGUCUCUGCGCCUUUUAUGAAAACUUUGAUGAAUAUUUCUCCCCCCAGCACUUCCCAGCAGGUGUAUAUACACUUGAGGAGCUGAAGGCAGCAGCAGUGAGGUGGAGGCAUCCGCUGCUGCAGCGUUCGCUGCCUCUGUGUCCUUACUUCUUGGCGAGGCGUUUGCUGCAGGUCGCCAACGUGGUGGUGUUAAACUACCAAUACCUCAUUGACCCCAAAGUCUCAGAAGCUGCUGUCUUCGGUCCUUCUGGGUCUGAUGGCCCCUUGGGAUCGCAUCAUGGAGGGCCAUACCUUGUGGGGUUUUCCCGCACUGCAGCGCAAGAGCGGGCGUUUCAGAAGCAGCUGCAGCAGCAGAAGCAGCAGGACCCGCAGCAGCAGCAGGAGCAGGAGCAGCAGCAGCAGCAGCAGCAGGAAGACUGGCUGAGCACGGAUAUGGGAGCGUCUGUGGUAGUGUUUGACGAGGCCCACAACAUCGACAACGUCUGCAUCGAGGCGCUGUCUGUACACCUCAAUAAAAAUACCCUGGACCAGGCCCUUCGCAAUCUAACAGAACUAAGCGAGGAUAUCAAAAGGCGCAAAGCACAGGACUCGGAGAGGCUGCGUGCUGAGUACCACCAGCUGCUGCAGGGCAUGCAGCUGCAGCAGCAAAGGCGGCGAGAGCAGCUACAGCAGCAGUCACAGCCAUCGGAGCAACAGCAGCAGCAGUCGCAGCCAACGCAGCAGGUUGUGGUAACAGCUGAGACAUUUCAGGCCCUGGCAAAUCCAGUUUUGCCUUCAGACGUCGUUGAAGAGGUACAGACCUAA
Eimeria mitis is the source of this 3387-nucleotide messenger RNA. Its product is annotated as protein arginine n-methyltransferase, putative. Lineage: Eukaryota; Apicomplexa; Conoidasida; Eucoccidiorida; Eimeriidae. The coding region runs from base 1 to 3387 and encodes 1128 amino acids. The record is from RefSeq and is a predicted model, not a curated record. The transcript has 10 exons. Gene Ontology annotation, cellular component: nucleus; cytosol. Gene Ontology annotation, biological process: regulation of DNA-templated transcription. Gene Ontology annotation, molecular function: ATP binding; hydrolase activity, acting on acid anhydrides, in phosphorus-containing anhydrides; DNA binding.